AAACGAUCAAAGUGUGUGUUCAGUGUUGUGCGUUGCUCAGCUGCUAACCAGUUCGUCACAAAUUUGGAUUAAAUAUUCGAUUUUCACUCAAUUCCCAUUCGUUGCACCCCGCAACAUGCAAAUAUUAUCCACGGUGCGCGCAUUCAACCUACGCAUCGAUUGUCGCACGAGUACUCAGUGAUAAAAUGCGUCAAACGUAAAACACAAGACUAGAAAGUGCGCGUUUAGGUUAAACGAUCAUUUUUUGAUUGGGAAAAGUGCGAAAAUGUCGUCGAAGGAGCUCGCUGAUGUGAGCUACAACAGCAGCAACUAUAAUAUUAUCAGGGAUAGAGAAUUAGGCAGGAAACGUAAGCUCGGCUAUGAUGACGACGUCCACAAAAAGAUCUACUCUAACUUUGAUGCCUAUGUCAGUGAUAUUCCUAUGAAUAAAGUUAACACAAAAGGUGGCAUUUUCAAUCUGGAAUUUAGUCUUGAUGGAAAAAUAUUGGUUGCUGCCUGCGAGGAUGAAUCUGUGGUGUUGUAUGAUGCAUCAAAUCAAAAAUGUGUGCAUAAAAUUGAGAAAGCACAUAGCAAUUGUGUAAAUUGUGUCAGGUUUAUAAACCACAACACUUUCUCAACAUGUUCAGAUGACAGCACAUUGAAACUCUGGGAUACACGAAGUCUGAAAAAAUGCACGCGCACUUUAUGCGGCCACACCAACUGGGUGAAGAACAUAGAAUACUGCGAGAAGGAUAAUGUCAUCGUGACUUCCGCCUUCGACGGAUCAAUCUACACCUGGGAUCUGGCGCAGAAUAAUAGCGAAUACAAUUGUUUCUAUGACAGGGUAUUCGAGAUGAACGGACUGAUGCGCACUAAACUUACAGCAGAUGGUAGCAAAUUAAUAAUUGCGACCACUACUGGUUUCCUCAUGGUUAUACAUGAUGUUGACUUGAAGACUAUGUUUAAUGACUUGAAGGCUUUUAGGCCCAAUUUAUAUAGACUUAUGCAAUUGAGUGACCAGACUUUUCCUGCAGCUACCAUGUACAAUUACCUCUUCGCUCCGAGUCGGAAGCGAAACAGGAUUGAAUUCAUCGAUGAUUUUCCGAAUGACGCUGAAGUGAUUAGUUCGAUACAAAUCCAUCCAAUGGGUUGGAAUGCUUUAUCUAGAAAUAUUUGUACUGACGAUAGUCGUGAAUGGACUUGUGUGCAUGAUAUCCAGACAAGAGAUCCCAGUGAUUAUACAUACACUGUCGUUGACGAAUCAGCUCUCCCUGAUGAAAACCUUGACGAAGAGGAGGAACCACCUCCAUCGGAUGGUUACCGCAUAACUGGUUUGUCGGAUAUCUGGGUGGGUUCAAUGUCUAAUGAGCGAUUCAACACCGAACGCAAUCGGCAGGAGAUUACUGACCUUACAAAUCGUGGUUCAUUCUUGGGUGUUAUCAACUCAGGGGUUAACUGUAGUCAUAUGUUUAACCCGUAUUUUCGACACCGGCAGGAGGACCGCUAUCGUAUUAUCAAGAAUCUGCCACGUUUAACGCACUACGUUGAAGAGGUGACCGGUUCAGGCAAGGGGUAUAUUAAAGAAUUGUGUUAUUCGACGGAUGGAAGGUUGAUUUGUUCGCCGUAUGGUAAAGGUGUGCGUUUGUUGGGUUUCAACGAGCAGUUGCAGGAAGUGUGCUAUGCAGUGCCUGACAAGCCGCGAGAGUUGUUUACUCUUGCUACGUACAAGGACUAUCACAGCAAUGUUGUACUAUGCUGUAAAUUCAAUCCACAACAUUAUCAGAUGGUCAGUGGGUGUCUAGGAGGUGAAAUUGUUUGGUAUCGCCCGAUUUUAUAAGGUGUUUUUCGAACCAGUUGAAAUGUAACUUAUAAUAUUUAAUUUAUGACUGGAAAACAAGUUUAAAAGACUGGAAUAUGAACUAUUUAAGUUGACUUUGUGCAAUGUUACUGGGCAUUCUGAGCGUCGUUUGUCAAUCAUACAUAACCACACUUCGUUUUUGGAAGAGGUUAUGCGCAACAGUGCAGAGCAAUAUUUCGUUAGUUUUUAAGCAAUUUGAGCCUUUUCAAUAGUCGCGUACGAUUCGUCAACUCCAAGUGUCUACGGAUGUCUAGCCCACGUUGGUCUACGACACUACAAUCACUUCCUUUACGUAGGAGCAACUCUAUGAUGUCGUCUUGUACUUCCAGAAUAACUGUAACAGAUGCAUACGAAUGAAACACCAAACAUAGCUGAA
Dalotia coriaria is the source of this 2213-nucleotide messenger RNA. Its product is annotated as DDB1- and CUL4-associated factor 10 homolog. Lineage: Eukaryota; Metazoa; Arthropoda; Insecta; Coleoptera; Staphylinidae. Gene Ontology annotation, cellular component: Cul4-RING E3 ubiquitin ligase complex. The transcript has 5 exons. Gene Ontology annotation, molecular function: protein binding. The record is from RefSeq and is a predicted model, not a curated record. The coding region runs from base 266 to 1816 and encodes 516 amino acids.